GUUUAUCGUGUAGAUUUGAUCUUUGUUAAUUUACAAAAAUAUUGAAAAACGCAUUUACGAAAUGAAACUUUUUAUAGAGGCAAUUCCUUGACAUUUGAUAUCUCCAUAUAAAUUUGUGUAUGUAUUGGCAAUUAAACUUAGUAGACGAAAACAAAACGUUAAUCGACUAAAAUUUAACGGGAAUCACUGAUAACAUGACUAGGCAGUAGGCACAAGUUUGUUUUCGCUGUAACGCAUUUACUUCUCACAUGUGAUUUGUUGUAUGUUGUCGUUAUGUCGGGAGACAGGGAAAUUCCUGAAGAUGCUCCGGCACAUUGCCCGGGAACUGAAAGCGAAGAUGCCGGGAAAGCGUCUGCAUGUGCAGGGUGUCCAAACCAAAAUAUAUGCGCGGCUGCUCAACCCAAAUUGCCUGAUCCAGACUUGUCUAAAAUCCAAGAAAGCUUAGCAAACGUAAAACACAAAGUACUGGUUCUAUCCGGCAAAGGAGGUGUCGGGAAAAGCACUGUGACUUCACAUCUGGCCUAUGCACUGAGUGAAGACGUUGAUUGUCAUGUUGGUGUGUUAGACAUAGAUAUAUGUGGACCUUCCAUUCCUCAAAUCAUGGGAUUACAAGAUGAACAAGUGCACAGUAGUGGUUCAGGUUGGUCACCUAUAUAUGUGGAUGAUAACUUGUGCGUUAUGUCACCAGGAUUCUUGCUGGCAAGUCCAAAAGAUGCAGUGAUUUGGAGAGGACCUAAAAAGAAUGGUUUAAUCAAGCAGUUUUUACGAGAUGUUGAUUGGGGUAGUUUGGAUUACUUGGUUGUUGACACACCGCCUGGAACUUCUGAUGAACAUCUUUCCAUUGUAAAGUUUCUGUCAGAGGCAGGAACCUCUGGUGCAGUUAUAGUGACUACUCCUCAAGAAAUUGCCCUUCUUGAUGUACGAAAAGAAAUAAAUUUUUGCAAAAAAGUGAACAUUCCAAUAAUUGGAAUCAUUGAGAACAUGAGCAUGUUUGUUUGCCCAAAAUGCAAAAAAACUUCCAUUAUUUUUCCACCUGUUGAGAAUGGUGUUAGUGGAGUGGCACAAUCUAUGGAAAUACCGUUUUUGGGCAGCAUUCCCCUUGAUCCAUUAAUAGGCAAAUGCUGUGAUAAUGGAAACUCAUAUUUACAAUUACAUCCUGAUGCUGCAGGAACUGUAGCAUACAAAAAUAUUUCACAAAAAAUUAAAGACUAUUGCAUCAGCUUAAAUGAAAGCAAGGAUUGAGUACUAUUACACUUAAGUGAUAUUACUGUUUAUAUAAUGUUUGUUAAUAUCUGCAAUACUUGGUGUACAAGUACAAUAUUUAUUUUUGACGGUAUUUCAGAUAAUUUAAUGAACAAAUUAACACUCUAUGCUUCGAAUGUUGUGAGAACUUAAUCUGGAUUAUGAACCAAACAGUUUGCUGUAAAAAAAUAAAUCAGUAUCUGCCAA
Molecule: messenger RNA, 1449 nt
Organism: Ciona intestinalis (vase tunicate)
Lineage: Eukaryota; Metazoa; Chordata; Ascidiacea; Phlebobranchia; Cionidae
Product: cytosolic Fe-S cluster assembly factor NUBP1 homolog
Biological process (GO): iron-sulfur cluster assembly
Cellular component (GO): cytosol
Molecular function (GO): 4 iron, 4 sulfur cluster binding; ATP-dependent FeS chaperone activity; ATP binding
Source: RefSeq, a predicted model, not a curated record